GGUAAAUUAAACUCAAGCAAGGAAACCCCAGCCUUGGCUAUGAACUCUGGCAAAGAGGCUGGUCCGGGGAGGAGAGAAGGGCGAGGCAGGCAGCCAAGCAGACUCCUGUCAGAUGCUUUCCACAUCCCAGGGAGCUGCAGGCUGCAGCCGCAGCAAAUAAGACACUUUCCCCCCUCUUUCCAUCUUCUCUCACCCAGUUCCUCUGAGUUUGGGGGUUGCUCUCUUCACCAUGAUCUGGCUGAUAUGGCUUUGCUGUGGUCUCUCGGUUAUUUGUGGACAGCAAGAUCCCGAACUCUUAGCGAGGGACCUGGAAGAGGCUGAGAUAUUGGAUUACAACCUCAUUGACAAUGUUGCACGUAGGAUCCCACGGCAUGGCAGGUUUCUGCAGAGACUGGAGACCAGGCCCCGGAUGUCUGAAUUCUCUGUGAGAUCCACAAUCAUUUCUCGCUAUGCCUUUACCACCGUCUCCUGCACUCUGGUGAACAGCGGCUCAGAGGCCAGGGAAGGCGUCUUCGAGAUGCAGAUACCCAUCACAGCCUUCAUUUCCAAUUUUACCAUGGUUAUCGAUGAGAAGAUUUACCAUGGGGAAGUUAUUGGGAAAGACCGAAAGCGCGGUGACACAGAAAGGAAGAACAGAUAUUCAAGACCCACAGAGGAAUGGGAAAACAGAGUCGAGACAUUCAAAGCCUCUGGAACAAUCCCCCGGAAAGCGGAAGCCGUCUUCCGGCUGCACUAUGAGGAGCUUUUGCAGAGACGGCUGGGGAAGUAUCAGUAUACAGUCAGCAUCCGGCCGCAGCAGCUCGUGGGGAAGCUACGCGUGGAGGUGAACAUCCUUGAAAACUCGGGCAUCACCUCUCUGGAAGUGCUGCCACUCCAAAACGGCAAGAGCAGAAGCAAUGAGAAGAGCGAAGACGACACUUCUCCACCACCUUCCACAGUGGUGGGCCAGACAAAAACUUUAGCCAAAGUGACCUUCAAUCCCAACGUGGUGCAACAAGCCAUGAUUGCACAGAAUGGCAUUCUGGGAGAUUUUGUCAUCAGAUAUGAUGUCAACAGGGACCUGAGUGUUGGGGAUGUCCAGGUUUUGAAUGGAUACUUUGUGCACUAUUUUGCUCCCAAAGACCUCCCUCCGUUACCAAAGAAUGUUGUGUUUGUGCUUGACAGCAGCGCCUCCAUGGUGGGAACGAAGCUGAGGCAGACAAAAGAUGCUCUGUUCACCAUUCUCCAGGAUCUAAGGCCUGAGGAUCACUUCAAUAUUAUUGGCUUCUCCAGUCGAAUCAAGGUCUGGCAACAAGACCAGCUGGUGCCAGUGACACCCAACAGCAUAAGAGAUGCCAAGAUCUACAUCCAUAAUAUGUCCCCCACUGGAGGCACAAACAUCAAUGGGGCCCUCCAGAUUAGUACACAGAUACUCAACGACUACAUCGCUCAGAGUGACAUCGAGGCCCGAAGCGUCUCCCUGAUUAUCUUCUUGACCGACGGCCGGCCUACUAUCGGGGAGACGCAGUCUGCCAAGAUCGUCAGCAACACCAAGGAGGCCAUCCGCAACAAGUUCUGCCUCUUCACCAUUGGCAUCGGCAGUGAUGUGGACUACGAAUUGCUAGAGAGGCUGGCGCUGGAGAACUGUGGGAUGUCACGGCGCAUACAGGAAGAUGAGGAUGCUGCGGCAGAGCUGAAAGGAUUCUAUGAUGAGAUCGGGACGCCUCUUCUUUCCGACAUCCGGGUGGAUUAUCCUACAGACAGCGUGGAGCAGAUUACCCAGAACCUAUUCCCCAACUACUUCAAUGGAUCCGAGAUCGUCAUUGCUGGGAAACUCUUCAACAAGACCCCCAAUAGCUUGCAUGUGGAAGUGACAGCCAGCAACAGCGACAAGUAUGUCCUUCUGAAAACAGACGUGGCCGUAGACCUCUCUGGCAAGAACCAUAUUGGGCUUGCUUCCAAAGGGGCUGAAGAGCCCACCGACGAACAGAACUAUGUUGAACGGACCUGGAGCUACCUCACCAUCAAGGAGCUGUUGACUUCCUGGCUGAAGAGUGAUGACAGAGAGGAGAAGGACACUUUAAGGGAGAAAGCCAAGAAUCUGGCCCUCAUGUACAACUUUGUCACCCCCUUCACCGCCCUGAAGAUAAAGGAGCUGGCCAGUCAGGCAGACCCCCCAAAAGAGGUUUACGCCGGCCCAUCAAUCGAAGGAGUUGGGGAGAUUGUGCAGGGGUUGCAGGGCCACCGAGCACCAUCAGGGCCUGUCCCUGGAAAGCCAGAGAAGCAAAGAGUUGAAGUCACUAAAACCUCAGCGGAUGGUGACCCUCAUUUUGUCAUCGAUUUCCCUUUGAGCAAGCUAACGGUCUGCUUCAACAUUGACGGGGAGCCAGGAGACAUCCUCAGACUGGUUUCCGACCAUAAGAACUCUGGUGUGACUGUGAAUGGCCAGCUGAUAGGAGCGCCUGCCCCACGCAGGGGACAUAAGAAGCAGCGGACCUAUUUCAGAAGCAUCACUAUUCUCAGCAACAAGCCAGAAAGGUCCUACCUGGAGGUUACUCCCACAAAGGUCAUCUUGGAUGAUGGGAAGAGGCUGAUCUUGCCUUGUGACCGCACUGCCACGGUAGCAAGCAAGAACCUGGAGGUGUCCAUCGUUGCCCAUUCCAACGUCACUGUGGCAAUAGGGGGUACCAUCGGUUUUGUCAUUCUGGUCCACCACUACAAGAACCCUGCUCCUUACCAAAGGGAUCAUUUGGGGUUCUACAUCUCAAACAGUCAAGGCUUUUCCACAAGCUCCCAUGGGCUGAUAGGUCAGUUUUUAUACCAAGAUGUUAAGCUUACUCAGGAGCCUCCUGGAGAAAGUCAUCACGUGCCCAUUGGGAACCUAACAAAAAGGGUCAAUGUAAACUCUGGGAAUGCAUUAGAGCUGAAAGGGCGCUCGAUUCCUGUUGUAUGGAAGCAGAGGAAGAUCUGCAAUGGUGAAUGGGAAGUAGACUGCUGGUUUGCCAAGAACAACGCAGAGAAACUAAUUGAUGGGGCCUACAAGGAUUACUUGGCCUCUCACCCUUUUGACACAGGGACUAGCUCCUUGAUGGAAAACAGACUCUAAGAGAAUCCCACUUGCUUUUGACACACAUGAAGCCAAUUGCUCCCAAGGAGAUUCAUGCACUUUGACAGUGCUUUGUAAGGCCAAAGAAAUUGAGCUUUUUUAAUUUUUAAAAAAGCAAUUCCAUUCACACAAGACAGCUGCCUGAUCUCUGGUGAACUAAGGACACUUUCCCAAGUGACUCCAGUAAGGUCUAAUGUGGGUGUUGUUUUUUAAAAAAGAAAGAAUAAAAAACUUGUAAAUAUGAUACAAGAUGCCCAUAACACAGGAAACAGCCUGUGGAAUGUGGGCUAUUCAAUUAGAACAACCUGGUAAAUAAGCAGUUUUUAAAGAUGUUUAUUACUGUCCUCUAGAGAUUUGGCGUUAUGUUUUGUUUGUGUCUAGUAGGGGAGGGGAGCUGCCAUUUGGAAACAAAAAGGCACAAAACCAGCCACUUUUAAUAGAUCAAUUGAUUUCAAUGGGAUUGUGUUAAGCAUAGCUGGGAUUAAUUUCUCCCUUGAGAUCAAUGGGAUUUAAAUGUUUUUCGCUUGAGCUGAAUCAUGCCCAUCACAACCAAGCUGCUUCUAUCUGGGGGCAGAACCUCUCCUUGCUUUGCACGCUGAAGGUUCCAGCUUCAAUACCCAGCCAGCUCCUGGCAGUAUCCCCCUGCCUGAAACCUUGGAGAGCUGCUGCCAGUCAGUGUAGGCAAUACUGAGCUAGAUGGACCAAUGGUCUAACUCAGUAUAAGACAACUUCUGAUGCUCCUGGGUUAGCAAGCAUGAGAACAUAAGACACCGUUCAGUUUACUGUGAUGACGUCAUGCAAAUACAGAAGAUUGAAACAACUAUUUAAGUGCCACUUUUGUCUCAGAAUGAAAGAACAUUGUUGGAAGGGUUGUGCCAAAACAUUUCAAUGCUCUGCUGUACUGUCGCUGGAUGGGAUGGGUUAUUUCUUGAUGUCUUACCCUGGGCUUUCACUGAAGCGCAGGAAGCUGGCUAGUCUACAGAAUGCAGACCACCGUUGAGAGGAUUUGUAAAAUGAAAGAAAUCUCCUUGUCUACUUCAAAAGAAUGACAAAACACCACCAAAAAACCUUACUCCCUACCCACGACAAUUUCAUCAAAAAUUUCUCUCCCCUUCGAUAAUUUUUAAAUGCAAUUUCUUUUCUCGUUAAUUGAUGGAGAAUGGUAAAAUGUUCAGGGCAACACUUAUUUCUGUUUCAGGAAAAUAUUUGUUCAUCCUUGUGCCAUACCCUCCCAGAUCCCCUUCUGAGGUAGGUCAAUAUAUGAAUCCAAUUUUACAGAGGCUAAUAAAGGAAUGCAGAGGAAGGCAAUGGUAAACCACCUCUGUAUACCGCUUACCAUGAACACCCUAUUCAUAGGGUCGCCCUAAGUCAAAAUGGACUUGAAGGCAGUCCAUUUCCAUUUUUUCCCAAUAAAGAAAUGUAGCCAUGACUACAGACUGAGUCCAUUGCAGGAAAACCCUUUCAUCCCAACAUUUCAGGUUCAUAUCUAUUGCUCUUGUGUGUAGUGCGGUGCAUCCAGGGGGUCAAUUUAAGCCAGGGCUUAUCUUUGGUUCCUCUUUGGAAAAUAGGCUCAUUCCAGUGAUAUGUGAAUUGAUAAUAAAGGAAAGGGUGUCUCUGAG
This is a messenger RNA of Rhineura floridana, 4704 nucleotides long. RefSeq names its product inter-alpha-trypsin inhibitor heavy chain 5 (gene ITIH5). Gene Ontology annotation, molecular function: serine-type endopeptidase inhibitor activity. Gene Ontology annotation, biological process: hyaluronan metabolic process. The record is from RefSeq and is a predicted model, not a curated record. NCBI's taxonomy places the organism in Eukaryota, Metazoa, Chordata, Lepidosauria, Squamata, Rhineuridae. The coding region runs from base 230 to 3085 and encodes 951 amino acids. The transcript is spliced from 14 exons.